Molecule: messenger RNA, 1239 nt
Organism: Apus apus (common swift)
Lineage: Eukaryota; Metazoa; Chordata; Aves; Apodiformes; Apodidae
Product: serum amyloid A protein
Exons: 4
Coding region: 166-552 (128 amino acids)
Cellular component (GO): extracellular region
Source: RefSeq, a predicted model, not a curated record
GUGGUGGGGAAUUCCCAGCCAUGGGUAUCCUUCCCUGUUUCCUCUUUUGAGUGGUUUGAAUUGCUUAUAAAUACCCUCUCUGAGUCUGAGAGCACACAAGACAAGCUCCAUCUUCUUUGGCUUUGCCUUUCUGCCAAGCUCCGUGUCAGGCUUGGGCUGGGAACUAUGAGGCUCUGUGUCUGCCUUGUCUUGCUCUCCUUCACUCUAUGUGCAAGUGCUGACUUGUCAUUUGUACGCCGUGGUGGACAAUUUGUCCGGGAUGCAGUGGGAGGGGCAUGGGAUAUGCUCAGAGCAUACCGGGACAUGCGUGAGGCAAAUUAUGUGGGUGCUGACAAAUACUUCCAUGCUCGUGGCAAUUAUGAUGCUGCCCGAAGAGGACCUGGCGGUGCUUGGGCAGCCAGAGUGAUCAGUGACGCCCGGGAGAACUGGCAGGGCAGCUGGAGCGGCCGAGGCGCAGAGGACACCCGAGCUGACCAGGAGGCGAACGCCUGGGGCAGGAACGGCGGGGACCCCAACCGCUACAGACCCAGGGGCCUUCCCAGCAAGUACUGACGCUGCCCCCAGCAGCCCGCCUCUGUUAGAAAUGAAUGGUAGUGUUGAUUUUGCAUUCUAGUGUUAGAAAUGUAGUGUUUGGUUUGGUUCAUAGAUAUAUAUAUAUAUAUUCUAGUGUUAGGAACAUAUAGUUUGUUUGACCACAUUUAUAUUAGGACCACAUAUAGGAAUAUAUAGUUUGUUUGAGAUAUAUUUUAGUGUUAGGAAUAUAAUUGUUUGUUUGAGAGAUAUCUACACAUUCCAGUGACACCUGGAGUGGUUUAUGGGCCAAGAAACUGAGGGACUUAAUUGGGCUCCAUCUGGGGGAUCUGAACAUGGAUAAGGAUUUAUGGCCCAAGAUAAGGCCGAACAAAGCUACUUCUAUGUUCCUCCUCAGGGCAGGAUGACACCAGUAGAUUGUUAAUUGGGAAGACAGCCAAGGGGGCAAGAAAGGUCAAAAUUUUACCUUAAAAGGUAAAAAGUAAACUGCUAGAAUGGAAUGUGUAAACAGGGGUGGGAAACUUACAGGAUAAUUUGAAGCGUCGGAUAGGCUGUAAACCCUGGAGUACCCAGCCAGUGGGGAAACGGGGGAGGGAAUUUUGCGUCGGGAAUAGGGAAUAUAAACCGUUAUUCACGUUGCUAUAGGUGUGCCUACUUGCUUAGGUCACCCAUUCUUGCAAGGAUGUAAAUAAACUGUGCUUCGCUGAA